AAAAUACAUAACAAAUUCGCUAGCAGUGAGCAUACAAACUGUCGGCUCUCCCUACUGAGCCGGCCCUCGGCAACUCCCGCCAAUAGGAUUAAAAUGAUUCAUCGUACCCCACACUUUUAACCAAACCCUUCACUCAACACCCAUCUCAUCGAAAAAUAAUGGUCAAAGCAGUCGUUCUCGGAGCCGCAGGUGGUAUCGGUCAACCCUUGGCCCUCCUUCUCAAGGCCAACCCAGCUGUCACCGCCUUGGGUCUCUAUGAUAUCGUGAAUACGCCUGGUGUUGCCGCCGACCUUUCCCAUAUCUCCACUCCAGCCAAGGUUGAGGGCUACCUGCCCCCAGAUGAUGGUCUUGCCAAGACUUUGAAGGGCGCGGACAUUGUCGUUAUCCCUGCUGGCGUACCGAGGAAGCCUGGGAUCAAUGCUGGCAUCGUCAGGGAUCUUGCGACUGGAAUCGCUAAGCACAGUCCCAAGGCAUUCGUGCUUGUCAUCUCCAAUCCCGUCAACUCUACCGUUCCUAUCGUCGCCGAGGUUUUCAAAAAACACGGAGUCUUUGACCCCAAGCGACUCUUCGGUGUAACAACUCUUGACGUUGUCCGUGCAUCUACAUUUGUUGGGGAGAUCACGAAAUCGGAUCCCACAGGCGUUGUCGUCCCCGUUGUCGGUGGACAUAGUGGUGUCACCAUUGUUCCCCUUCUCUCCCAGUCUUCUCAUCCUCUUCCUUCCUCUUUCUCUGCUACGGACUUGGACGCCCUGAUCAACAGGAUUCAGUUCGGAGGCGAUGAAGUGGUUAAGGCUAAGGAUGGCGCAGGAAGCGCGACUUUGAGUAUGGCGUAUGCCGGUGCUGAGUUCGCUAGCAAGGUCGUACGGGCCGUCAAGGGUGAGCAGGGAAUUGUCGCCCCCACCUUCGUCCACCUGGACGCCGCUGCCAAGAAGACUCUCGGCGUCGAGCUCGAUUUCUUCUCCGCUAAGGUUGAAUUGGGAUCCAGAGGUGUCAAGACCAUUUUGCCAUUGGGUGAGCUGACGGACAAGGAGAAGGGUCUGAUUGCUGCUGCUGUUCCGGAAUUAAAGACUAGCAUUGAGAAGGGCGAGAGAUUCAUCACGGAGUCUACUCAGAAGCUUUAGAUGAGAUGGAUUAGAAUAAGGAAGAAGAAAGUUUGAAAUUGUACUAAGCUGCUAAAGUGUUUUCUUGUAGAUGACAUCCUGGAUGUAUACGUAUAUUAUUCUGUUUUCUUACUCUUUUACGUCUGUAGUGAAGACGGCGAAGUGGUCGCGAUAGUUUGAUUGCCGUUGGAUGUCCACUUCGCUGUGCGGAUUGUCGUCGAUAUGCUCUGGAUUCACCUCGGCACGCGAAGAAAGUGCGCUGCUAAGAUGAAAGCACACAUGGUCGAAAGAUACUCCGUACUCGGGAUUUCUUUGCUGGGUGGAUUUCUUCCCAGUCGCAGAUGCAGCUCGGAAUAUGGGUGGAGCUCCUGGGUUUGCUAAGAUUUGUGAGGUCGGUGAUUGAUCAGACGGACUUGGUCCUCCGAGGACAAGAAUCUCCCGUUCCUGCUUUGAAUCCGUGCUGCACGGACCUCAGCUGGCACGGGAAACAGAGGAAGGAUAAU
Molecule: messenger RNA, 1603 nt
Organism: Guyanagaster necrorhizus
Lineage: Eukaryota; Fungi; Basidiomycota; Agaricomycetes; Agaricales; Physalacriaceae
Product: malate dehydrogenase
Exons: 7
Coding region: 159-1121 (320 amino acids)
Biological process (GO): tricarboxylic acid cycle; malate metabolic process
Cellular component (GO): cytoplasm; cytosol
Molecular function (GO): L-malate dehydrogenase (NAD+) activity
Source: RefSeq, a predicted model, not a curated record